CGUCACUUUAGAGCCUCUGACCUCUGAGAGCAUCCACAUUUCAGCAAAUCCACUCCUGGACAUGGCUAUGACACAACGCUAUGGCUCAUGAACCCAAUGACGUUACACGCUUUUCUUCAAAGGCGGGACUGACUCCAGUCAAUAUGCAACCAAACGACAAUCGUCAACUAUCAAUGCCCAAUCCUCCGGACCAGUCAUUGAAACGUCACUUAUCCCAGAGCCAGGGCUCUAACGUGGGUAACAUCAAACGUCAACGCAUUUCCAUCGACAAAUCACCUCUACAGCUCACCUAUAGUGACGUUGCCCAAACUCCAGGGUCUAGUUUUACCCUUGUUGAUAAUCAUCAAUCGACCAACGCCGACACAAUCGCUUCUUCAUACACCUCGUUGGACCCCUCUCUGCGAGAACCCCAAGACCCUUAUGACGACCCUUAUGAUGAUCCAGAGUUCGAUCAAAUCUUUGAGAGCCUCACUGGACCCAAUUCUAUUGACAAGUCAGGAACGCCACCGCUUUUAGUCGACCGUGAUGAAUUUGCUCUGAAACAGUCAGACCAGGAUGCUUUGGCGGAGUUUCUGGAGGAAGAAACUUAG
This is a messenger RNA of Fusarium oxysporum Fo47, 590 nucleotides long. RefSeq lists its product as uncharacterized. The coding region runs from base 81 to 590 and encodes 169 amino acids. The record is from RefSeq and is a predicted model, not a curated record. The transcript has 2 exons. Lineage: Eukaryota; Fungi; Ascomycota; Sordariomycetes; Hypocreales; Nectriaceae.